Messenger RNA from Panicum hallii, 1255 nucleotides. RefSeq names its product rac-like GTP-binding protein 2. The transcript is spliced from 8 exons. Gene Ontology annotation, molecular function: protein kinase binding; GTPase activity; GTP binding. Gene Ontology annotation, biological process: regulation of cell shape; regulation of actin cytoskeleton organization; actin filament organization. Bases 344 to 982 code for a protein of 212 amino acids. Gene Ontology annotation, cellular component: plasma membrane; cytoskeleton; cell cortex. Lineage: Eukaryota; Viridiplantae; Streptophyta; Magnoliopsida; Poales; Poaceae. The record is from RefSeq and is a predicted model, not a curated record.
UGCCCGGCCCCUGCGCGUCGCAUUUACACCGCGCCUCCCGAGGCCAGCGGUAGCAGGGCGCACCACAGACAGCUGCGAGCGGCGAGUUCUUUAAGGAAGCGGCAGGCCGGUGCCUUUGCCCGGCUUGGCUUGGAGUGGGAGUGGCUUGCCUUCUCGGAGAAGACAAGCGAGCAUUCUUGUCUCUGUCCCUCCUCGCUCCCUCCUGCUUUCCUUCUUGUCCUGUUUCUACUAGUAGCAGCAGCAGCCAGCCGCCGCCUCUGCCUGUGGCGCUGUGCGUGAGGAGGAGGAGGAGAGAGCCAGCAGGGGAAGAAGAGGAGGAAGCGGCCGGGGUUGGGAGGGAGAGAUGAGCGUGACCAAGUUCAUCAAGUGCGUGACGGUGGGCGACGGCGCGGUGGGCAAGACCUGCAUGCUCAUCUGCUACACCAGCAACAAGUUCCCCACGGAUUACAUCCCCACGGUGUUCGACAACUUCAGCGCCAACGUCUCCGUGGAUGGCAACAUCGUCAACUUGGGCCUCUGGGAUACUGCUGGGCAAGAGGACUACAGCAGACUGAGGCCACUGAGCUACAGGGGCGCAGACGUGUUCGUGCUGGCGUUCUCCCUGAUCAGCAGGGCGAGCUAUGAGAAUGUUCUUAAGAAGUGGGUGCCAGAGCUGCGCAGAUUUGCACCCAAUGUUCCAGUUGUUCUUGUUGGGACCAAGUUAGAUCUCCGUGACCAUAGAGCCUACCUUGCUGACCAUCCCGGAGCUUCAACAAUCACAACGGCACAGGGUGAAGAACUGAGGAAGCAGAUUGGUGCUGCAGCUUACAUCGAGUGCAGUUCCAAAACACAGCAGAAUGUCAAGGCUGUCUUUGAUACCGCCAUCAAAGUGGUCCUUCAGCCUCCUCGGAGAAGGGAGGCAAUGCCUGCCAGGAGGAAAAGUAGGCGUGGCUCCGGAUGCUCUAUUAUGAACCUGAUGUGUGGCAGCACGUGUGCUGCUUAGGAGGUCGAGGGAGGUGAAGGCGUGAAUCAUGGUGUGUAUGUGUCGUGGCAAGUGAAUUUGCUAUAGAAUGGGACAGCAUGGAUGCCUGCUGCUCUUGUUUUCCGUGGCUCUUCUGCUGUAUGCUUGGGUUUUUAGUCUUAGUGCGUCAGACUCUUCAAGGACUGACUUACCAGACUUCAGUGUCAUGUAACAAGUUUGUUAGACGAGGAUUGCUGUAAUCUUCUGCAAGAGGGAUGUGGUAUAAGUACUUAGUACUAAGAUAUAAGUAAGCCA